UGCUUAGCAAGGCAUCAGAGGCACCUAUAAAAACACGUUGGUCCAGUCCCCAGCAUCCUGCCUCUUACUGCCUGCUCUUGCAAGAUGCUGGGAGGACUGGGGAAGCUGGCGGCCGAGGGCCUGGCCCAUCGCACUGAGAAGGCCACUGAGGGAGCCGUGCAUGCUGUGGAGGAAGUGGUGAAGGAAGUGGUGGAGCAUGCCACGGAGACUGGACAGAAAGCCAUUGAUGAAGCCUUGCAGAAAGCCCAAGAGUCAGGAGCCAAAGUGGUGAAGGAAGUCACUGAGAAGGUGACCAGCGCAGUCACAGAUGCCGUCACCCACGCUGCGGAGAACCUGGGCAAACUGGGACAAUGAGCUGCUGGCCACCACAGCAGACCCUCUCUGAAUCUCAAUAAAAAGUCGUGA
Molecule: messenger RNA, 405 nt
Organism: Sciurus carolinensis (gray squirrel)
Lineage: Eukaryota; Metazoa; Chordata; Mammalia; Rodentia; Sciuridae
Gene: Fam25a
Product: family with sequence similarity 25 member A
Exons: 3
Coding region: 85-354 (89 amino acids)
Source: RefSeq, a predicted model, not a curated record